GCAUCAGAUAUUGACAUGUGAUCUACAUCUAGGUGGGCACCUAAGAUAUUUCAACACCUUCACCUUCGAAAUUAGUAUUUUAAGAGGAAUAUACCUCAUUUGAUUCCAAUUAACAAAUAUUCAGAUCAUAUAAUAGUUUCAGAACAUCGUCUCUUUGUUCCCCAUCCCCCACCACUCUCAUCAUCCACCACCACCACCUCUAAACCACCUCCCCGAAUUCAAAAUUAACCCAAAUGAUCCGCCUAACAUCUCUCCUCCUCUUCUUCUCUCUCCUCCCUCUGCUCCUCAACUUAUCAUUCAGCUCCCAUGUCUCAAUCUCUCUCUCCCCAGAAACUCUAUGCAAAUCCGGCGACCAGGUAACGAUCCGAUGGUCUGGCGUUGAGUCACCCUCCAAACGCGAUUGGGUCGGCAUAUAUUCACCACCGACCUCGGCUCACAGCCACUUCAUCGGCUAUUUCUUCCUCUCCGACUCGCCGGAAUGGCAAUCCGGGUCGGGUUCCCUCACCUUCGCACUAAUCAACCUCCGAUCAAACUACACUUUCCGGAUCUUUCGAUGGACCGAUGCCGAGGUCGAUCCGUCCCGCCACGACCACGAUCAGAACCCAUUGCCGGGGACGAAACAACUGCUGGCUGAAUCAAACGAAUUGGGUUUCGGAUAUGUUGGGCCCGAGCAGGUCCAUCUGGCGUUGACGGGUCAGGAAGAUGAGAUGAGAGUCAUGUAUUUGACCCAUGAUGGGAAAGAGAGCUUUGUGAAAUAUGGGUUGGGUCCUGAUCAGAUGGAUCGGGUUGUGGCUACACAGGUGGGUCGCUAUGAGAGAGAGGACAUGUGUGACUCACCAGCCAAUCACAGUGUUGGAUGGAGAGAUCCUGGGUACAUACACGAUGGAAUCAUGACCAAUUUGAAGAAAGGAAAGAGAUAUUAUUACAAGGCUGGAAGUGAUUCUGGGGGUUGGAGUGUCACUUACAGCUUCAUGUCACAUGAUGGGGACUCAGACGAAACAGUAGCUUUCUUAUUUGGAGACAUGGGUACUGCAACACCAUACAACACCUUUGUCCGUACUCAACCGGAAAGCAUAUCAACCAUGAAGUGGAUCAGUCGGGAUAUUGAAGCUCUCGGUGACAAGCCUGCCCUUAUCUCACAUAUUGGUGAUAUCAGCUAUGCAAGAGGCUACUCAUGGUUGUGGGACAACUUUUUUGCUCAGAUUGAACCUGUUGCCUCCAAGGUUCCCUACCACGUGUGUAUCGGUAAUCAUGAAUAUGACUGGCCAUUACAGCCAUGGAAACCUGAAUGGUCCUACUCAGUGUAUGGGACAGAUGGGGGUGGUGAAUGUGGAGUACCAUAUGGUCUCCGGUUCAACAUGCCUGGUAGUUCUUCAGAACCAACUGGAACACAUGCCCCAGCCACUCGAAACCUUUACUACUCAUUUGAUGUGGGGGUGGUGCAUUUUGUUUAUAUAUCAACUGAAACCAAUUUCCUUCCGGAGAGCAGCCAGUAUAACUUCAUAAAAAAUGAUUUAGAAUCAGUUGAUAGAGCAAAGACCCCUUUUGUGGUCGUCCAAGGACACAGGCCAAUGUACACAACGAGCAAUGAACUUAGAGAUGCCCCAUUGAGGAACAGAAUGCUCAAGCACCUAGAACCACUUUUGGUGAAGAACAAGGUGACCCUUGCAUUGUGGGGUCAUGUUCACAGGUAUGAGAGGUUUUGUCCACUAAGCAACUUCACGUGUGGAAGCUUGGGCCUCGGUGGAGAGGACUGGAAGGCAUUCCCUGUGCAUGUUGUGAUUGGAAUGGGAGGACAAGAUUGGCAACCUAUCUGGGAACCCAGACCAGACCACCCUGACGUCCCAAUAUUCCCACAGCCUCUGCGGUCUUUGUACCGUGGGGGUGAGUUUGGAUACACUAGACUUGUUGCUUCAAAGGAGAAACUUACACUUUCUUAUGUAGGAAACCAUGAUGGCGAGGUGCAUGAUAUGGUUGAGAUUUUGGCGUCAGGUCAAGUUCUCAAUGGUGGUGGAAGUAGUAGUGCUGGUGGUGGCUCUAAGCCCAUGGGUGAGAAGGAGUCGAGACUUUCAUGGUUUGUUAAGGGUGCCGCCAUCCUAGUGCUUGGAGCUUUCAUUGGAUAUGUUCUUGGGUUCGUAUCACGUGCUAGGAGAGAUACUGCCGCUGGUAAGAAUUGGACCCCUGUGAAGAAUGAAGAAAUUUGAACUGUCGAUCAUGUAUUCAGUAUAUAAGCUUGCAGCAAUUGCUUGAAAUUGCUACAACUGUUUGUACAUUGAGAGCAAGCCUUACUGUUGCCAACCCCAUCGUGAAGUAUGAAAGGAUUCAACUUUGACAGAGCUGCGGAGUUGGGAUUAGACUAUGUUUUGCCUUACUUACUGUACUUCAUUUCUGGUCCUCUCUAAAUAUAUUUGUAAAUAGGAUUGUUAUCAUGCAUUUCUGUAAAAUAAAUACGGUAUGGCACCAUGGCGGGUUUCAUUUUUCACGGAACUUGAGUGGUUUUGAGCUAUAAGACCACUGUUCAUUUUGAUGAUUAGUCUAAUUUUUCUGAAAUUGAGUUUUUUUU
Ilex paraguariensis (yerba mate) is the source of this 2563-nucleotide messenger RNA. NCBI's taxonomy places the organism in Eukaryota, Viridiplantae, Streptophyta, Magnoliopsida, Aquifoliales, Aquifoliaceae. The record is from the annotation of a GenBank genome assembly.